AGCUUAAUUUUCAUCCAGUAUCAAAUUGCAAUCCCGACAGCUAACUAGUAGCUCAAACUACACGUGAUUUCAACGCCAGGAUUCAAACCGAACCGCCAAGAUGUUCAAGCUGAUACUCAUCUCUGCCCUGAUUGCGGCUGCCUUCUGUAUGCCCGCUGACAAGGAAAAGUCUGAACAAUUGACUCCAUCGGAGACUUCGUGGAACUCUGCCUGGGCCAACCCGGCCAACCCGAACGCUGCGGCUUGGGGUGGAAACACCUGGAACCGAUGGAACAACCCCAAUGCCGAUCCCCGGUGGAACCGAUGGGGAGCUGAGCCUUGGAACCGCCAGUGGGGAGGAGCCAACACUGCCGGAUGGAACCAGUGGAACCGUGCCGGAGCUUGGCCAGGUGCUGCUGCUGCCCCUAUUGCUGCUCGCGGCUGGAACCCAUGGUAAACUCGGAGAUCAGAGCAAAGAUGUCGAUACGCCCCUUUUUGAUUUCGAUAAAAGGCAAUAAUUUUUGUACAGUGUGUAUAAUUUGAUUUUUUUUACAAAUAAAUUGCAUUUCACCAUUGCGGCCUACCCCUA
Messenger RNA from Aedes aegypti (yellow fever mosquito), 568 nucleotides. Its product is annotated as bifunctional endo-1,4-beta-xylanase XylA. The record is from RefSeq and is a predicted model, not a curated record. The transcript has 3 exons. The coding region runs from base 101 to 436 and encodes 111 amino acids. NCBI's taxonomy places the organism in Eukaryota, Metazoa, Arthropoda, Insecta, Diptera, Culicidae.